This is a messenger RNA of Rhopilema esculentum, 1505 nucleotides long. Its product is annotated as motile sperm domain-containing protein 1. Gene Ontology annotation, cellular component: cytoplasm. The record is from RefSeq and is a predicted model, not a curated record. Lineage: Eukaryota; Metazoa; Cnidaria; Scyphozoa; Rhizostomeae; Rhizostomatidae.
UUGUUUUGUUUUGCUACUGCUUGCGUCAGAGGCCUAGAUAGGGAAUUAAUAUUCCCCUUUCUCGUCUGACGCCUGUAGUCAUUUCUCAGGUUUAAAGUUCUCUAGUUUUGAGAGAGGUUAUUGGUGGUGAUUCAAGCUUUGGUGAACCACUGUAAUAAAUGGUAAACAGCAAUUCUUUUUCUGAGAAGUCGUAUGGUUGGCCUAAGUGAAGGGAGGCCAAACGAAUAGGAACUCGACAAAGGAGUCGAUGAAGAGAGAGAAUUCAGACCAAUUUGCGGAAGGGAAGUUGCCAGUUUUUGUUUUCCCGACAUCAUUAAACUUUUUUGCGGAUGAUCAAUUCACUCACAAACAGGUUCUUACGCUGUACAACCCAUACGAAUUUGGAAUAAGUUUUAAAGUUUUUUGUAAUAACCCAAGAAAGUACAGUGUUGUUGAAUCAGAGGGAGCAAUCAAACCAAAAUGUUGUAUAGAUAUAGUCAUCAGAAUAACAGAGAUAAAUCUAGCACAUUCUCAAGAUGACAAAUUUCGAAUUCAUGUGAUUGAAAAUGGUACCUCUGAAGUUCUUGGAAGAAAAGACAUUCCAGUGCGCCUUUUGGCACAUUCUGGAGACUCAAAGCAGGAAAGGGACAAGGCGCUCAGCAGACAAAAGAGGCAGAUUGAAAGUUUAAUGGCUCUACAUUCUUCUGGACAUGUAAUGGUUGAAAGACAGACACCAAGCAUACCCGUGUUGCUGUUGUCAUUCGCAUGCGUACUAGCGUUGAUGCUGCCAACAUAUUUCGAUGAAAAAGCAUCAUCCUCCAUUCCACCGUAUCUGCACCUGUCAAUCAACCAAAAGCUGAUUGCUGCGUAUGUUCUCGGACUGGCCACAAUGGCGCUGCUAAGAGCUUGAUUGAUGCCACUGCGAAGGCAUUCUUGAACUGGCACCAGGUCGUCAAGUAUACGAAUAGCAAUGCAUGUUUGUUUGAAAUUAACAAAGAAAUAUAAACUGCAAUUCAUUUAUGUAAAAAUUUUAAUACCUAGUAUUGUUUUUCAAAUAUAUCGUGAUAUUGUUUAGAGGGUAUGUGGAGAUGUUUUCGGUAUAAAAAUAUUUAGAUGUUUUUGUGGCUCUUCCAUAAACCUCGCUAUCCCUGAUUCUUUGCUUUAAAAAUGAAGUAAAAAUGGCGGCAUCUACAUUUCUUCUUUCGGUAGGUGAUGCAGAAUGGCUAUGAAUCUAUUAGUAAGAUAUAUAUAUUUCAUCAAAAGAUCAUCUCAACAUUUCGAACGCUUCUCAGAUGGCCUAGAAAGCAAAAGCAAGCAUGCGCACUGCAACCUAGGAUGUAUAUGUGCAAAGUGCGCAAAAUCGCUUUUCUCUGAACAUGCAUGAUAUUUAUUGUAUUGUAUACUUAAAAACAGAUGUUUUUGUCAAGAAUUCAGUCCAAAGUCGCUAGAAGUCAUGCCACAAUUAUGUCUCUUAAUGAUCAAAAUCUUACAAUAAAUGAAUUACAUGCUAUGCUAUGUAUAUGCAA